Molecule: messenger RNA, 3861 nt
Organism: Corticium candelabrum
Lineage: Eukaryota; Metazoa; Porifera; Homoscleromorpha; Homosclerophorida; Plakinidae
Product: guanine nucleotide exchange factor DBS-like
Exons: 28
Coding region: 205-3783 (1192 amino acids)
Cellular component (GO): cytoplasm
Molecular function (GO): guanyl-nucleotide exchange factor activity; protein binding
Source: RefSeq, a predicted model, not a curated record
UACAGCCGUUUCGAUUCGACACGAAUCUAAAAGAACACCACUACUUUACAAGGUCAUUUAGAAAAUAGUCGUCGACCGACUGGUGUGGAGGCAAGCGGAUUGACCCGAAGAUACGGAAGAAGUUGUGCGCUGCGCAUGCAGAGUGCCUGAACACCACGUGCACGACUGCGCUUGUUGUAUUCUUCUCUGUUCGUCGUGUUUCGCAUGAACAAGACACCAGAGACGAAGAGUCAGUCGGAAAAGUCGAGUUCAAGCUGGUUGGCUGAGAGCGGGAACGCUCCGGACAUCAUUCCUGUUGUUGGCUCUAGCACAAAGGCUCAGUCUCUAAUCAGUGAAUAUGACAAGAAAGACAGGAUGACGGAUAUCAACACAGACUCGAACAGAGAGCACGCGGCUCUGAAGGUGAAAGCUGUACAUCUCCAGAAGUUAUUGGCAAGACAGCUGGUGUACUUAUCCGGUGGGAUGGACGGUUCUCAUCCAAUUUUGACGUUCUCCGCCUCAAGCAGGGAGGAUACGUGUCAGACAAGCGAUUCAGAGAUUACACGUUUACUCAUUUACUUCAUGGAGCUAACAGGUGGCAAAGAUGAUCAUCUAGGUUUCACUGUAUUGGUCGAUAUGAGAGAUGUCAAUUGGAGUGUUGUGUCUGCCUUUGUAGAUCGACUGCAGGGUAUGUCUUGUGUGUCUGUAUAUCGAGCUGUUGUUCUCAGGAAUUCACCUUGGCUCGACAAGUUCAGGUUAUUCAUACAUAAAGUGACCAGCAGUUUUAAGUUUACUGUUGUACAGUCUAUUAAAGAUCUUCACAGACAAAUUGAUCCCCAGGAGUUGACAUUGGACUAUGGUGGAUCAUUGCCCUAUAGUCACAGUGAAUGGAUUGACAUGAGGAAGCACAUUGAACAUUUUAUUGAUGGCUGUGAUGACAUCAAUACAUUACUGAGCAUCCUCACCAGCAACCUAGUUGAAGUACGCAAAAUCAGCACUCUUCUCGAGGCCAAAGACAGGCUCGCGAAAGCUAAGGAAAAUUUAGAAACGGUUCAGUCAGUUGCAGCCAAAUCUGCAUCGGAAGGAAAGGCGUUGCUGUAUAGCAUGCAACACACGGAAGACAUAUCUCCACUGUUGGCUACAUGGACCGCUGCCUAUGUGAAUGCUACGUGGUCUGUUCAAGAGCAACACGAGAUGUUGACAUUACAGUCAACUGCAGCACAAGAGCUGCUUCAGAAUUACAUGAACGAUCUGGAACAGUGUGUUAUGUUUCAAGAGUUUAAGGAGCACACAGUGGCAGUCAUCAAUUUGUUGGAUGAGCACUUUGACAAGUUGACUCUCGCAGACAACGUUAUCGGGAGAGGGACAGCAGCCGCUCAAGCAUCGCUACAGAAACAUAUGGCAUUGGAGAUAGAAGUUCAGAACAUGAUUCCAAAGUGUCAAUUGGUGACGGACAAAGCAAGUCAGUAUGACAGUGAUCACUACGCUGUAGAGAACGUUCAGCAAAUGAGCAAAACGGUUGAGAAAAAAUUGCCAGAGGUUACAAGAAUGUUGGCAGAACGGACCUCAUUGCUUGAGAAAGUUGUAGAGUUUUCUACACUCGUGGACCAGAUAACGAGUUGGUGUAAUCGAGGCAAGGACUUGCUUGCAUGUCAACGUAUUGAUCAGGCUUUGACACAGUCUGGAGUCUCAAAAACUUUACAACAACUGGAAACAUUUACCAAGUCUCGUGUGAGUCUGACUAGACUACAAGAACUAGCCGAAUUAAUUCCGUUCAGUGCUGCGCAGCAGCAAGCUCGACACGCCAUGCAGAAAUGCGGUGAAGUCCAUGAAAUGGUGAACAAUCGCAAAACGCAACUGAACAAAAUAUGCACCACAGUCCGAUCUUUGACUCCGAUGGAAACAAAGCGCGAGAAUGACAAGGAUGUUGCUAUUCGAAAGUGUUUGUCUCUUGAACUGUUGUCACAUGAUCAAGAAGUUAAGAUAUUUGAAUCUUUGGGGCGUGCAUUCUCAGAUGAGAGCAGAGAAGUUGAUGUAGAUGGUGGGGAAAUCAAGACACCCGAUGAUGGUCAGGUAACAUCUGAUGGAGAGGACUGUGAGGAGGAAUCAAGACAAUUAGUGGACAAUGACGAUGAUGAGACAGAUGGGGAAAUAUUGAGGAAGAGAGUGUACGUGUUGGAUGAGUUAGUUGAAACGGAGAGAGUCUACAUUGAAGACCUUCAGCAAGUCAUUCAGGGCUAUUUUGACGAGAUGGAUCCAUCGGACCCAUUCUUGCCGCCAUAUCUACGCGGUAAACGCAACAUCAUAUUUGGCAAUGUUAAACAAAUAUAUCAAUUUCACCAAUCGAUGUUUCUAAGUCAACUGGAACAAGUUUUGACUCCAUCCGAUGUUGCUAAGUGUUUCUUGUACAAUAAGAACGAGUUUGAGUUGUACAGUGCGUAUUGCAAGAACAAAGUCGUUGCAGACGAGUUUCUACAAGAUUGUGACCAAACAUUUUUCCUUAACUGUCAAAAGCGACUUGGCCAUACUCUACCUCUGACAGCAUACUUAUUGAAGCCAGUCCAGAGAAUCACAAAAUAUCAGCUUCUACUGAAAGAUAUGAUGAAUUGCUGUCGUGGAGCACAAAUGGCAUCGACAAAGCUGCAAGAAGCUCUCAGCUCCAUGUUGAUGGUGUUAAAACACGUCAACGAUGCCAUGCAUUCCAUCGGUAUAGAAGGAUUCAGAGGAAGUCUCAUAGAACAAGGCAGCCUUCUCCUACAGGAUUCAUUUCGUGUGUGGGAUGGCAAGGACCCGGUGUUUCGUAAAGAACAUCAACGCCAAGUUUUUCUCUACGAAAAGGCAGUUAUUUUCAGCAAGAAAAGAGCAAAGCAAAAGAAUGCCAACAAAACUGUGUACAGCUUCAAAAACAGCGUCAAAGUCAGUGAACUGGGCCUCACUGAAACGGUUGAAGAUCAACGAUGUCGUUUCAUUCUAUCACAAUAUGGAGAAACAGAGCGAAUGUUCACUCUUCAGGCUGAAACGGCAGUGGUUAAGCAAGGCUGGGUGGACCAAAUCAGACAUCUCUUAUCUCAGCAGCUCAUGCAGAUAAGAGAUAUCAUGUCUGGUCAGGCUGGAUUCUCAUCGUCUGCGGCGAUAAUGACACCGGACUUUCACGAUCAUUCUCCCUUACGAGAACGUUGCCCAUCUAAACAUGGAAAUGGGAGACCUGCUGCCAUUCAUCGACAGUGGAGUCAACGAUCUCUCUCUUGUCCACUUGUCCCAGACAUGGAUACAAAGCGACCAACUGGCCAGGAGCCGUCAAUAGUGAUCACAAACUCUGACAAUGAGGGAAACACAGUAGAAAACAAGGAUCAUGUUGUUCGAGAUUUGGGGGCUGAAACUGUGUCAACGAAUAGCAGCAAUGCUAGUGCUCUGUCAACAGAUAGCUUCGAUUCGGGUGAUGAGUGGGGCGACUCGGAUGAUGUGCUUGACAUGGAUCUGGCUCCAGAUCAGCCUCGCACGUAUUCUGUUAUCGCCAAUUUUAACUACAAGAAUUUAGACGACAGAGAGAUCACCUAUCUGUCACUGAAGAGAGGAGAUCGAGUGUAUGUCGUGAAACUAGGACAAGGCGGAUGGUGGUUUGCACGAGUAAUAGAAGAAGACACACAACAACCGUCACACAACAUAAUGGGCUGGGUUCCCGCAAGCUUCCUUCAGGUGGAAAAUAAUACAAUAACAAUACAAAAGUCCAACGAACACGACGGUGACGGUGAGUCGACACACAAGAAAACCCCACCUGAAGAACCACACGAAACAUCAGUCUAGUGUACUUCCAUUUGAAGGAAAUCGCAUCGAGUUAUUUUGAAAUAGAGUGCAAUGACAGAAUUAUUAGAAGUCAGGCAU